AUUUGAACAUGGAAUUCAAUCCUUCAGACCAUCCUCGGGCCAGCACAAUAUUCCUCAGUAAAUCGCAGACGGAUGUGAGAGAAAAACGCAAGAGUCUCUUCAUUAACCACCAUCCUCCGGGACAAAUAGCAAGGAAAUACAGCUCCUGCUCGACUAUUUUCCUAGACGAUAGCACAGUCAGUCAACCAAACCUCAAGUAUACAAUUAAAUGUGUAGCUCUCGCAAUAUAUUACCACAUUAAAAACAGGGACCCAGAUGGAAGGAUGCUCUUGGAUAUUUUCGAUGAAAACCUUCACCCUCUCUCGAAAUCCGAAGUGCCACCAGAUUACGACAAACACAACCCAGAGCAGAAGCAGAUCUACCGGUUUGUUCGGACACUGUUCAGUGCUGCUCAGCUGACUGCGGAAUGUGCCAUUGUCACCCUGGUGUACCUCGAAAGGCUUCUGACGUAUGCGGAGAUCGACAUCUGUCCGGCCAACUGGAAGCGGAUUGUUCUCGGGGCCAUCCUGCUGGCCUCCAAGGUGUGGGACGACCAGGCGGUGUGGAACGUGGACUACUGCCAGAUCCUGAAGGACAUCACGGUGGAGGACAUGAACGAGCUGGAGCGACAGUUCCUCGAGUUGCUCCAGUUCAACAUCAACGUUCCCUCCAGUGUUUAUGCCAAGUAUUAUUUUGAUCUUCGUUCUCUGGCGGAAGCCAACAACCUGAGCUUCCCCUUGGAGCCUCUGAGCAGGGAGAGGGCCCACAAGCUGGAGGCCAUCUCCCGCCUCUGCGAGGACAAGUACAAGGACCUGAGAAGACCCACGAGGAAGCGGUCAGCCAGUGCUGACAAUCUGACUCUGCCCAGGUGGUCCCCCGCCAUCCUCUCCUAACCGUUGGCAUCUCCGCUGGAGGCCGUGCCAUCCCUCCGUUUCUCCUGUAGUUCGAGAAAAGACAGACGUGGGGUGGUGUGUUUGGUUUUUCCUUUCCUCUUCUUUUUAGUUCCUAGCUCCGCCAGGCUGCCUUGAUGACCGCCUCCGCGCCGCGCGCGCUCUUGCGCAGCAGGGCUCGAGGAAGCCAGGCUCUUCCGUGGGAUCCCGCCCGCGCCUUCCCGGCUCGGGGACAGCACUUCCUUCGUGGAGGAAAAAGACUCUCAUCCUGGAGGAGGAAGGGAGGGGAAGUCGUGUCGAGGCAGGGAAAGCGGCUUGGCGGUUUCUUAAGUCUCCCCGUCGGUCGGUAGACGGAACCGACGGGACAGCCCGGCGUAGAUGACAGAGUUGGAUGCGCGUUAAAGGCCAGUGCCGCGGUCGCCACCCCACCCGGAUCAGUGUGUCCCUUGAGACUUCCUGCAUUCCUUCUUGCUGCUUCUCGGGGAUUUGGGGGGGAUUUUUGUUCGUUUUAUUCUGUUUGGGUUUUGGUCCCACAGAGCAGAGAAUAUAGUUUGUACCCACUACGGCACAGACCUCCAAAUAAAUAGUACUGGCUGUUUCUCUCUGCACCACUCCUGCGAGCUGUCUUCUGAGCUUUCUUCCUCUCAAGGGGGAGCGCUUGUCACGUUUCUGUGCACCGUUAUUGUAGGUGGUUUUCUCCACAGUGGCGGAAUCAACUUGACUGUAGUGCCGAACCAAACGGUAUCCCUCCCCCCGGCUCCCCCCGCCCACGGAACAUUCUAGAUCACAUGGGUGCUUGUGCCUUCGGUGGUUACUCUCUUCCCUGCUGUCCUGAGUGGGAGCCCCUUCCCCGGCCCCGGCCCACCCGCUCCUCCACGUCCAUGUCCAUUGUGCAAGCAAUAUCCCCCUCGAGUUUUCUAUGUUUACCUUCAAUCAAAGCUAGUCUAUUUGUAUAAAAUUUUUUAAAAAUCUAAAAUUAAAAAAAAAAAAAAGGUGGGGGUGGGGGUGGGUAUGCCAGCAGAAGAGCAUUGAAGGGCACCAUGUUCCUAUUUACUCUGAGGUAUUUUUCACAGAAUGAUUGAAUAAAAAACGACUUGCAUUUUCAUUGUGGGUGCUUAGUGAAGUUAUACAAAAUUAAACUGUGAAGGUUUAUGCUUCACUGAUUACCACCAUCUGUUUUCAUUUCUGACCAUCCAUCAUUUCCUUAUGGGUGAGAAAAAAAUUUUCUAUAUCAAGGAGAAUUAAAGGGUUAAUGAUAGAAUACCACAUGAAGUCUAAGAAUCCGGGUCAGUGAAGCAUACAGUUUUGGGUUUUGCAUAUUUUCUUGGGUCACCUUGAGAGAGGUUUCUAAGUUUUUCCUUCAUGUCUCUGAGGCAAAUGGCAGCAGAUAGUCUGUGUUUCACUCUCCUCCUGUGUGAGCCUGGAAAACUUUGGAAUCUUCCGUUACUAGUCCUGUGCCCUGAACUCACACACUGCUCCCCAGACAUGCCUGCUCCCGAGGAGACAAGCAGUGUUGACAAGUGGGAAGGCUCAGAAAUACCCACCAUCCCAAGAACACCAAGCCACCCAGUGCUGGUCAGGAUUCCGUGAAAUUGGCAGCGCCUGUAAACAUAAUUGUUUGAGCCAGAAGUACCAUCAGGUUCUUUCUGGUUUAACCUUUGAAAAGCAAACAAGCAGAAGAUGAAGCGUUACUUACCCUUCCGUUGUCAAUGCGUUGAUGUGUUCUGUAUGGGUUCCGAAAUCAGCUUCUCUCUUCAAGUAAGGGUUGGAUUUAGAACUUGAAACAGAGACCUGAAAGUGUAGAAAAUAGCAUUUUAUAUUCCCUAAUCUAUAUAGCGUCAAAAGGGACAUAUUUUCUUAGCUGGAUAUGAAUACCUCUCGAACAGAAAUUAGUUCCUCCCGUGUAAAGUAUCUUAUUUUCCCGAUCCAGUUCAGGAAAGAGGUUCAGCUGCCUUUAAAGCAGAAAUCUUAUUUUUAUCCCUUUUAUUUGAAUGAGAGAGAUUUGAAAAUUGAAUUAUGUAAAUAUUUCAAUGCAUCUGCUAUUAUUUUGUGGAGUUUAUUAAACUACUUUAAAAAAUUGUAUAGUCUAUUUAUUGUAUGUAUGUACAUACAGUCUGAUAACUUAAAAUUUAAAGUGGAUUCCGUAAAACCUGACUCAGUCUUGUUUAGACUCUUGAAUAUUGUUUUAGCCUUGUGCACUGGACUCUACCUCUGUAUAGGAAAAUUUUCCAUAUUAUUGAGCAUUGAUCUGUAUUGGUUGUGUUUCUUGCACUAAGGAUUUUUUUAAACUCUGCUGUAAGUGUAGAUUUCAGUUUUACUUUUGCAGGACGAGUCACCUGACACAAAGGUAACUUUAGGUUUGUUUUAUUUUUCUACAUUUCAUUCUCUGGUUUGUUCUGAGUUUGCCAAAAAACACAAAAACCAGAAAACAAAAACCCACCCCGACUACAGCCAGUACAGUACCUAUUGAUAAAUGAUCGUGAUGUAACUUGUUUGCAAGGUGACUCGUGCCCUACAAUUAAAGCGGGAUUGCUCUUUAGGAAUACAUCGUCUUAGUGUAGUUUUUGAAUGGACCGUUUUCAUCAUUCACGGAGGAUGAAGAAAAUCACACAACUUGUUGGCUUUUACAUUAGACUUAAACAACAGAUAAAGUCAUUGGGAGAAUAACUAUCCCAAUGAAUUUUUCCUUUUUGGUUUGCUUUCCUUUUUUUUUUAACUGGGAGAAGGGAAAGAAGUCAGGGAUUUAAAACCAAACUGGAGGGCGAGGUGGGAGAUCCUGCCAAGAGUCCAGAUGGGCCCUGUGCCUUAACGUGCGGUGAGGCCGUCGUCUGGCCCCCGCGUGGUCUUCGGCAGGGCCGUCAGCAUCUUGGGCUUUGCCUUGGGUCUGGGGGCUUUGAUCCUCCGCUGAGCUGCAGAGCAGGAGUUUGGAAGUGAGUGAUUUUGAUCCUUUCCGGCUGCUUUGGUAACUUCUCACGGGGGCCAUAUUUUACAGCUUUGAGUUUUUUAAACAACAAAAUAUACUUCCUGGUUCAUUGUAGGUACCUAUAAGUGUUCAAUAAAUAAAUCCAUAGAACAAAUAG
This is a messenger RNA of Sus scrofa (pig), 3949 nucleotides long. RefSeq names its product cyclin Y (gene CCNY). Gene Ontology annotation, molecular function: protein kinase binding. Lineage: Eukaryota; Metazoa; Chordata; Mammalia; Artiodactyla; Suidae. The record is from RefSeq and is marked validated. Gene Ontology annotation, biological process: regulation of cyclin-dependent protein serine/threonine kinase activity.